AUGGUGGGCUCCAGCGCACAAGAAACAACAAAAAGAAUAGACUUUAGUGACACUCAGACCAGACUGAUUCUACAGAUUCUCAUUUACGGAGUCAUCCCGUCCGUGUCUGUCCUGGGGAUCUUCGGCAACAUGUCCAGCAUCUGGGUGCUGGCCAGGCGUGGCAUGCAGAAGUGUGCCAACAUCAUGCUCAUAUCUCUGGCUCUGAGUGACAUGAACUUUCUGAUCGGGCUGAACAGCAUCCCCAGGCUUAUCUACGACGUCAUCGGCGACAUGGACAGGUUCGCCUACAGCUACGCCCUAUCUUACGCCCUCUACAUCUUCUACAACCUCUUCCAUAUCGUGAACUACGCGUCCCUGGGUGUGUCCUUGACCCUGCCCAUGUUCAUCACGCUGGAGAGGCUCGUGGCUGUUUUCGCGCCGUUUCACAUUCAGCACGUCAUCACUCCGUUCCGGACUUGGCUGGCUAUCGGACUGGUCAACGUGUUCUGGUACGCCUUCUUCAUCCAUAUGUCCUUCUAUCUGACCUUCACCUACGAGUAUAACACGGCGCUGAACGUCACUGUUGGCUUUAUCGGCAGGUCCAAUUACCACUACGCCAACUUGAGGACCGUCCUGGCCCUGGAAGAGAUCAUGUCUUACCUUAUGAUGAAGAUCCCGCCCGUCUUCACCCUCGUGGGCUGCGUCUGCAUCGGGGUCAAGGUCAAGAUGGCGUCCAUCUCGAGGCUGAGGCUGACUUCCGGGUACGCCGCGGACGAGUUCCCGGGGCGCACGACCAAGAUUCUCCUGGCGGUGUGCGUGGUGUACACCGUCACGUGCGGGAUCCUGUCCCUCCCCGUGCACAUCCCUCAGUACAUGUACUACACCAUGACCAGCGACGCCCCGUCCAACUUCAGCAAGAUCAUGUACCACGUGAUGAAUCUAGUCGUCUGCUUCAACUGUUCCUGCAACUUUGUCCUGUACGUUGGGCUCAACAAAAACUUCCGGGAGACUUAUAAGAAGUUAUUGUGGCGAUGCUGGCAAAGAAAGCAAAACAAGUCGUGUGCAAUAUAG
Biomphalaria glabrata is the source of this 1050-nucleotide messenger RNA. Its product is annotated as formyl peptide receptor-related sequence 7-like. The record is from RefSeq and is a predicted model, not a curated record. Gene Ontology annotation, cellular component: plasma membrane. Gene Ontology annotation, molecular function: G protein-coupled receptor activity. The transcript has a single exon. Lineage: Eukaryota; Metazoa; Mollusca; Gastropoda; Planorbidae. Bases 1 to 1050 code for a protein of 349 amino acids. Gene Ontology annotation, biological process: G protein-coupled receptor signaling pathway.